GGUACUUGCUUACAAAUUAUUAUAUUUAAUAGCAUUAAAAAUAUAUUAUACGUAGUAGAAAGUAAUUAUCAUUGUUUUAUAAUUUAAGGAACUCAACGGCGAUCAUUAAACAGUUGAUAAUUCGUUUACAAAAUUAAAAACUCGGCAAGUCCAUAAUAGUAUAAACAAAUUCAGACGUAACUGUAUGGGUUCAAUUUCUUUGCCUGAACUUACUUAACGAGGCAAAAUAUGUCAAUGUCAAAAAAAUAUUUGCCCAAUGUCAAUGUCAGUGUUCCGCGACGAACCGAAACAGCACCGAAAACAAUAAUUCCAGUGAUCCCCACUACCGUCAACCAGCUUUCACCAUGGCCACAGCGAUGUUCGCCAGAGUCACAUUUUAUCCAAGUCUGUUUUACAAUGUGGUGAUGGAAAGGAUCACGAGCAGAAGAUGGUACGACAGAAUGGAUGACACAGUCAUACUCGGGGCUCUCCCAUUUCAAGGAAUGACUAAACAGCUAAAAGAAGAGGAAAACCUGAAAGGUGUUGUAUCUAUGAAUGAAACAUAUGAACUGAAACUAUUCUCAAAUGAUGCAGAAAAAUGGAAGGAACACGGUGUUGAAUUCCUGCAGCUAGCAACCACAGACAUAUUUGAAACUCCUGACCAGGAAAAGUUAUAUGAAGGUGUCAAAUUUAUUAAUAGGUUCCUGCCAGUGGGUGCGAAACUGCACGGUGUACCCUCUGAUAGUAGACAGAUCAACAGUGGUACUGUGUACGUGCACUGUAAGGCGGGACGCACGCGAAGCGCCACACUCGUCGGCUGUUACCUAAUGAUGAAAAACGGCUGGUCUCCCGAGGAGGCUGUGGAGUACAUGAAGGCGAGACGACGACACAUACUUCUACACACGAAGCAGUGGGAGGCGCUAGCCAUAUUCCACGAUAGACACGUGCGGACGUAGCCUCAUUUGCGUUCAUUACUAGUGGACUUAAAACUAAGCGCUAAUGAAAAUUUAGAACACAGGUCAAUUA
Molecule: messenger RNA, 1005 nt
Organism: Diatraea saccharalis (sugarcane borer)
Lineage: Eukaryota; Metazoa; Arthropoda; Insecta; Lepidoptera; Crambidae
Source: the annotation of a GenBank genome assembly